CGGCGGCGGCGCAGCGGCUGCCGCACGCUAUGGUCUUUGACCUGCUGGCGCGGAGGCAUGUCAUGGCGCUGCCAGAGCUGUUGCUGGCCCCAUAUUCCGCCGAGGACCCACAAAGCCUGCUCUCGCUCCUCGACGGAGCCGCUGAGGCUUCUGUCGUCGACGCGUCACAGGCGCUCCUCCCUGCGGCCCCGUUGCGUGCAGCGGCGCGGGCAUAUCUCAUUUCGCUUUACGCGCUUCACGCCAUCGACGCCUUGCAACAAGCUGCGGCGCGCAACGUGCCGCAAGCACUUUCCGCAGCGCGUGGCGCUGCGUCGCCGCUCUCGGCCACCAAGCGCAUCAGUCUCGCCCAGCUUCUGGACGAUGGUGACGACGCCACACACUCGCCGCCGCUCUGCUCUGAUGCCGAGUGGCGUUGGAUUGCGUUUGCCGCCAACUCGGCCGCCUUUCUUGUUCUCUGCGCCGUGAUCCUCGCCGGAGUUGUCCGCUUCCGCGAGGCCUAUGGCUAUGCGUGGGAGGUUGUUGAGGAGUUCAAGCUUCUGUAG
Molecule: messenger RNA, 542 nt
Organism: Thecamonas trahens ATCC 50062
Lineage: Eukaryota; Apusomonadida; Apusomonadidae
Exons: 1
Coding region: 30-542 (170 amino acids)
Source: RefSeq, a predicted model, not a curated record